Homarus americanus (American lobster) is the source of this 1227-nucleotide messenger RNA. RefSeq names its product proteoglycan 4-like. The coding region runs from base 1 to 1227 and encodes 408 amino acids. The record is from RefSeq and is a predicted model, not a curated record. The transcript is spliced from 7 exons. NCBI's taxonomy places the organism in Eukaryota, Metazoa, Arthropoda, Malacostraca, Decapoda, Nephropidae.
AUGUCCCUGGUGGCCGGAGAUCCUGAAGGAGUUAGGGGUGAACAGGGCAGAGGGAACUUGGUGCCUGACUUCUCGACCCACGGUGCCUACCUUGAGGAGCUUCAGAACGAGUCACAGAACCACCAGAAGGUAACUACGCCGCCAAGAACAGUCACAGAGGAGGAACCGAAGGGUAACUACGCCGCCAAGAACGAGUCACAGAGGGAACCACACCAGAAGGGUAACUACGCCCAAGAACGAGUCACAGAGGGAACCACACCAGAAGGAACAGUACAGACGGAACCACAGAAGGGUAACUACGCCGCCAAGAGUGGUGGAGGAACCAAGAAGGGUAACUACGCCGCCAAGAACAGUCCAGGGGAACCACAGCAGAAGGGUAACUACGCCGGCAAGAACGAGUCACAGAGGGAACCACACCAGAAGAACGAGUCACAGAGGAACCACACCAGAAGGGGUAACUACGACGGCAGAACAGUCACAGAGGAACCACACCAGAAGGGUAACUACGCCGCCAGAACAGGUACAGAGGAACCACACCAGAAGGGUAACUACGCCGCCAGAACGAGUCACAAGGGAACCACCCAGAAGGGUAACUACGUCGCCAAGAACGAGUCACAGGGAACCACACCAGAAGGAGACCAAAGAGGAGAUAACAGAGACCAGAGAGGAGAUAACAGAGACCACAAAGGAGAGACCCAACUUCCGAGACCAGAAACCACAGACCCAAAACCAAAUACCACAGACCCAAGACCACAGACCCAAGACCAAAUACCAAAGACCUUGAAAGACCCAAAGAUCAAAUUGACAAUGACAAUAAAGAAAGACCUUCGUAAAAGACCAAAAUGGCGGAGGACCACUUGCAGGGAAUCAGUCACCCACCGUCACCCAGCAGCAAACCAGUCACUCACCGUCACCCAGCAACCAAAGUCACCCACUGUCACCCAACAGCAACCAAAGUCACCCACCGUCACCCAGCAGUCAAAACUGUCACCCAACGUCACCCAGCAGCAACCAAAGUCACCCACAACAAACCGGUCACCCAACGUCACCCAGCAGCAACCAAAGUCACCCACCGUCAUCAAGCAACAAACCAGUCACCCACCGUCACCCAGCAACAAACCAGUCACCCACCGUCACCCAGCAACAAACCAGUCACUCACCGUCACCCAGCAACAAACCAGUCACUCACCGUCACCCAGCAACCAAAAUGAAUCAUUGGUUCCAUAA